UGCCUGUUUUGCCGAUAUUUUGGUAGAGAGGAAGCACCCAAGGGCAAACGAAAGCGUACUCAAAAUAUUAAGUACUACAAGGCUCCUUUCCGACCCCAGAACUACAUCGAGCACAAUACUUCCGCGCACUCAGCUAAGUGGGGAGAAUACACAGGUCUCAGCGACGCAGAGAAGGCUGUAUUUUUUGCUGAU
Phytophthora sojae is the source of this 192-nucleotide messenger RNA. RefSeq lists its product as hypothetical. The transcript has a single exon. The record is from RefSeq and is a predicted model, not a curated record. NCBI's taxonomy places the organism in Eukaryota, Oomycota, Peronosporomycetes, Peronosporales, Peronosporaceae. The annotation marks the transcript as partial.